UCACUUGCUUCCUCCCUUGCAGAUUUUCAGACACCACCCUACCCCAAUCAUGUCUCCAAGGAUCCCGACGAGGGCGAACCUCGCCCUCGCCGCCCUCCUCAUCCUCCUCACCAUCGCCGCCACCACCCUCGCAUCGGCGAAGUGCAUCGCGAAGAACAAACCCGAAGGCGAGGAGGGGGAACCCAGUGGUGCGGGCGCGGCUGCGGCCCACGCUUCACCGGAGAAGAAACCCGGCUCCAACGGCGGGUUAACCACCAUGUCCGUCGGUGAGAGCGUACCGGAGAUCAAGAAGGACUCCUCCGAUGAUGGCGCCGCCGUGAAUGAGAGCAAGAAACCUAAAUCCAGUGGCGGCUUGACUACCCUCUCCGUCGAUGAUAGUCAAGCAGAACCCGCGGACAGUAUAGCAGAACCCGUGGAAGAUGGCACCGACGACGGCGAGGAUGAGUCGGAGAAAAAGAAGAAGAAGAAGAAGAAGAAAUCCAAAAGCAAGAGCUCCGAUGAUGAUGAUGAUGAUGCCGAGAAGAAAUCCAAGAAGAAAUCGAAGAACUCGGACGACGAUGAAGAUGACAAGAAGAAAUCCAAGAAGAAACCCAAGAACCCGGACGACGAUGAAGAUGACAAGAAGAAAUCGAAAAAGAAGAGCUCCGAUGAAGACAACGACGGUGCCAAGAAGAAGAAGAAGAAGAAAUCCAAGGGCAAGAGCUCCGAUGAGGAAGAUGAUGAAAAGCCCAAGAAGAAAUCCAAAAGCAAGAGCAAAUCCUCCUCCUCCGACGAAGAAGAUGAGAAGAAAUCAAAAUCCGAGGGCCAAGCCGCGGCCAAACCAAAGGAAGAAGACGAGGAAGGCGGCUCGGCAUCGGCAUCGGCAUCGACAUCGGCGCCGAAGAAUGAGCACCACUCGGGCACCAUGUCGCUCCCGGACCCGGACAUGAUCGCGCAGCCGGUGAUGCAGGCGCUGAACCCAGUGGUGAAGGCGCUGUGCGGCAAGACGGACCACGCCGACCUGUGCGAGUCCUCCAUCGGGCAGCUGCCGCAGCAGCCGCCGGCGCAGCUGGACGACAUCGGCGUCCUCAGGCUCUCCAUGAACGCGCUGCGCGCCAAGGUGCAGGAGGCGAUCAGCGUGGCGACGAACAGGAUGGGGGCGGCCUCCGGGGACGAGGUGUCCAAGGACGCCAUGGGCGACUGCCUCCAGAUGUACGACGACAUGAAAUCCAACCUGGACUCGGCGGACGCGGCGCUCAAGAAGGGGGACAAGGACACGGCGCACACCAUGCUCGACUCCGCGCGCACCGACGUCGACACCUGCGAGGACGGCUUCAGCGAGCGGGAGGGGCUCAAGCCGAUCAUGGGCGACCUCGACAAGAUCCUCGCCGAGCUCUCCAGCAACACCAUCGCCAUUGCCUCCGCCAUAAUUGAGUGACUCAUCUCAUUUUCUCUCUGUCUUUCUCCCUCUGACCGUCUUGAACAAACAACUGAAGUGUAUGUAGUAUGUACCGAGUGUUUCAAAAGCUGAAACUGCAUUAUGUAUCUGUACCAUUAUGAUUGAUUAUUAUGACUUGUGAAAUUGUGAAUUGUGAUUAUGACAUCCA
This is a messenger RNA of Oryza sativa Japonica Group (Japanese rice), 1586 nucleotides long. RefSeq names its product suppressor protein SRP40. The record is from RefSeq and is a predicted model, not a curated record. Lineage: Eukaryota; Viridiplantae; Streptophyta; Magnoliopsida; Poales; Poaceae. Gene Ontology annotation, molecular function: enzyme inhibitor activity. Gene Ontology annotation, biological process: negative regulation of catalytic activity.